Molecule: messenger RNA, 1023 nt
Organism: Diachasmimorpha longicaudata
Lineage: Eukaryota; Metazoa; Arthropoda; Insecta; Hymenoptera; Braconidae
Gene: CREG
Product: protein CREG1
Exons: 6
Coding region: 16-903 (295 amino acids)
Source: RefSeq, a predicted model, not a curated record
ACGAAGUUUUAAUUAAUGGUGAAAACCAGUGAUUUCAGGUCAUUGAUGACUUGCUCGAAUUAUUUAGUCGCACUUUGUUGCUCUCGAACGAUGGCGCGCCUCUGGCUCUUUCUCUCCAUAAUUUCAAUUUUUUUAACGGCGGUGAAUCCUGCCAUCGGGGAUAACCCAUCCUCCGGACGCCACUCGAAGGUCGAGGAGAAUAAGUGGAGGGAAUUUGAAAAAUUCAAAGAGUGGAAUAAAUUGAAGAACUGGGAGUGGAAAAAUCGUGAUGAUAGAGCUCUCGUGGACGAGAGGGAGGAAAGGGUUUCCAUGCCAUGGGCUCCUCCCAGGAGUGAGCGUCCUGCCGUGAUGGCCAGGUUCAUCGUCAAUCAAGCGAAUUGGAGCUCUGUAGCUACUAUCAGCACUCGAAAGGAUAUCCCGUCAUUUCCAUUCGCUGGUGUAAUUUCCGUGAGUGAUGGACCUGUUGGAAAUGGAUCGGGAAUUCCUUACAUGUAUCUCACGCCUCUGGAUUUCACGACAAAGGACCUCGAGGAAGAUUCCAGAGCGACAUUGAUGAUGACACUGGCCCAGGGCACCUGGUGCAAGCAGAAGCUCAUGGAUCCGAUGGACCCGCGUUGUGCCAGGGUGGGAUUGUCCGGGACAAUUACGAAAGUGUCGUCUGGGGAUUAUGACUACGAUAUCGCGAAAAAUGCGGUUUUUGGGAGACAUCCUUGGUUCUCCAGCCUUCCAAAAAAUCAUCAUUUCUUCUUCGCUAAAUUAAAUAUAUUGUCCAUCGCAAUGUUAGAUGCCUUCGGCGGGCCAAAGUACAUCCCUGUGGACGAGUAUUUGAACGCAACAUCUUUUCAAGACAAUCGACAAAUUAAAACGAAGUUAGUGCCUCGCCCAUUUGUAUCCCUAGUCUAAGUGAUCAAUCAUUAAAAUAAUCUUUGUCGACAGCACAUGUAUAUAUGCGCAACAAUUGUUAUUCAUUAAUGAAAAUGACUGGAUUUUUCAAUUGAUAAAAAACACAUCGUAUAAUUUUAA